Aspergillus wentii DTO 134E9 is the source of this 1041-nucleotide messenger RNA. Its product is annotated as homeobox domain-containing protein. Gene Ontology annotation, molecular function: DNA-binding transcription factor activity, RNA polymerase II-specific; RNA polymerase II cis-regulatory region sequence-specific DNA binding. Gene Ontology annotation, biological process: regulation of transcription by RNA polymerase II. The coding region runs from base 1 to 1041 and encodes 346 amino acids. Lineage: Eukaryota; Fungi; Ascomycota; Eurotiomycetes; Eurotiales; Aspergillaceae. The record is from RefSeq and is a predicted model, not a curated record. The transcript has 3 exons.
AUGGCCAUCUCAUACGCAGGACUUCCUACCGAUCACGCUCAAACCCUCCCCUCCUUUCGUGAGCUCCUCCCCGCUCACCUUCAUGAUGAGAUCGAGUCGACCUCCGGCUUCUACACUUCCCCCCGACACCAUUCGCACGAGCGUCCCACAUCUUCAAGUCAUGACUUGAUCUCCGAUCCUAGAGCGCUCUCCGGCCGUGCCCCCUAUGGCUCUCCCUCCAAACUGGUUUUGGGGGAAGCCCCCCGCGACUAUUCCGUCGCCGCCUCAGUUCGAGCCGAUACCCCCAUGGGGGGCAUGUCAGACCAUUCGCCUUUACAAUCCCGAAUGCCCAAUGUCCCUCAGGGAACCUCCGGGUCGACUCCUCGAUAUGCCUCCCGGGGUCCCAGUCCGAUUCUGCCCCCGAUCCGUGACCUCCAAUCCCUUCCCGAACGAAAUCUGAACCCGCCGAGUCCUGCCUUUGCUGCGGAUCCCAGGGGGCCUUCGCGGGCUGAUCCUUUUGCGGCUCGGGCGGGACAUGUUGAUGCUCAUGGGUUUGCUUCGGCCAGCUACUCGAGUCCAAUGGGAGACCGACGGAAUGUGGAUUCUUCUUACAUGGGGGGCAACGGGCCUGCAUUGAUGCAUAACCAGUCGGCAUACCACUACCCCGUGGCCUAUCAGAGUGAUUCCGAGCAGCCGUCGCCACAGUUAAUACCGCACGCUCCGCAGUCCAACUUUGGAAUUCUGGGCGACUCGAUCGACCCUAAGAACAAGCGGAGACGGGGGAAUCUGCCCAAACCGGUGACGGAUAUUCUGCGCGCCUGGUUCCAUGAUCAUCUAGAUCAUCCUUAUCCCAGUGAGGAGGAUAAGCAGAUGUUUAUGACUCGAACGGGUUUGUCUAUCAGUCAGAUUAGCAAUUGGUUCAUCAAUGCGAGAAGACGACAAUUGCCGGCUCUCCGGAAUCAAAUGCGAAACGGUGGUAGCGACGUGGACCCUCAACGACAGUCACCAUUCAGCGAUAUGGAGCAGACUUCAUCCGAAUCGAUGCCGUCUCCUCGCCAUUAG